AUGAUUGUCAAGGAAGGGGCGGUUUCCAUCAAGAUGAAGCAAGGCCUCGUAAUGAGAUCAAGCCGAUUGUAUACACGCAGGUACUCCUUUGCUUACAACAGCAGUGAGCCGAAGUUCAAACAAGAAAUUCAGCAAAUGAUGUACAUCGCCGGGGAGACGCAAGAUCCGUCCACUGAAACAAUCGCCCUCGUCGAGAACAUCAUUCAUGAUCAGGUUGUCCGUUUGCUAACCACGGCAAGCGACCUUGCGCGGCGGCGCGGGUCCCCUGUUUUCUCCAAAGACGAUCUGAUCUUCCAGAUCCGGCAUGACGCUUCCCGUGUCGCUCGCCUGCGAAACCUACUUGUUUGGAACACUGUCCGCCGCAAGGCCAAAGACGCCGAAGAAGUCGAGGACGCGGGGAAUGACGGCGGGGAGGUCAUGGCUGACGAUGAUGCGGAAGACCAGGAUGAGGAGUCGGCGGCGAGGGACAGCAGGCUGCCGGUCAUCGCGCUACCGUGGGAUAUCCCAUCGUACUUUUCGGAAGCGGCCCCAGCGCCGAGCGAAGGAGAAGAGCCAGACGAAGCUGCGACUGAAGCCAAGCUGGAGAGGCUACGCCGUGCCUCGGAAAGGACGCGGAACAUGACGGUGGCCGAGUACGCCACCUGGUCCGAAUAUCGUCACGCCUCUUUCACGCGCCGCAAGGUCAAGCGGUUCCGUGCGUGGUCCGGUCUGGGCGUCAUUGCCGAGCAUAAGAAAAACGACGAUGUCCUAGACAUCAUCGGCCUGAUCACGUCCGAAAUGGUCCACAAGCUGACGAUGGUGGCUAUGCGCAUUCAGAAGGAGGAGAUGCUACGUCUGGAAAAUGCAACCCGAUUGAGCAGUCCCGCAAAGCCGACGGCCCCUGUCGGCUUAUUUGCUCAGCCCACGGAGGCCAGGAAGGCGGUCGAGCCGAGACACGUUCGGCAGGCUUUUCAGAGGAUACACGCAAAGCUCUAG
This is a messenger RNA of Diaporthe amygdali, 975 nucleotides long. RefSeq names its product spt3. The transcript has 5 exons. Lineage: Eukaryota; Fungi; Ascomycota; Sordariomycetes; Diaporthales; Diaporthaceae. Gene Ontology annotation, molecular function: transcription coregulator activity; protein heterodimerization activity. The record is from RefSeq and is a predicted model, not a curated record. Gene Ontology annotation, biological process: transcription by RNA polymerase II. The coding region runs from base 1 to 975 and encodes 324 amino acids. Gene Ontology annotation, cellular component: SAGA complex.